Gigantopelta aegis is the source of this 2496-nucleotide messenger RNA. Its product is annotated as E3 ubiquitin-protein ligase TRIM56-like. Bases 23 to 1750 code for a protein of 575 amino acids. The transcript has a single exon. Gene Ontology annotation, molecular function: zinc ion binding. The record is from RefSeq and is a predicted model, not a curated record. NCBI's taxonomy places the organism in Eukaryota, Metazoa, Mollusca, Gastropoda, Neomphalida, Peltospiridae.
ACAAGGACGUGAAACUAGAAAAAUGACGGCAGGCUCGAACAUCAGCUUCGACACUUGCAGUAUUUGUACUGAACAGUUUAAACUUCCAAAACUUCUGCCAUGUUUCCACACGUUCUGUCUGGGAUGUCUACAGCAGUUUGUGUUAUCAUCAUCCAAGGACGGUCAGUUCCUAUGUCCUCUGUGUCGGUAUCAAGUGACCUUACCCGAGGAGGGAGUGACGGGCUUUCAGACUAACUUCUAUAUUGAGGCCAGGGCGGAGAAGCAAGUCCACAGUGGGGGUGAGUGUUGUGGGGUGUGUGAACAGCGUGCGACUCACUCGUGUCGUGAGUGUGAAAUACUGCUGUGUGAUACGUGCACAAAAUGUCACCAAUCUCUCCCUGCUACGAGAUCCCAUCUGUUAGUAAAUCUGGGUGAUUCCUGUACAGGGCAAACAUUUUUGUCAAUACAGAAAUAUUGUGAAAAACACAACGAUGAAAAACUGAGAUUUUACUGUAUGCCCUGUAGUAAAGUGAUCUGUCGAGAUUGUAAACUAACAGACCAUGACAGUCAUAAGACCAAAGACAUCGCCGAUGUUGUCGAAGAAGCCAGAACCAGCUUGACCAAAACGAAAGUAGAAUUAGAAGCGUGUAAAGCAAAACUAGAAAAAUUUAUUGGCCAAAUAAAUGAGAACAAUACUGAAACGUCUAAACGUAUUAGUCAUGUUAAAGAAGAAAUAAACAAACUUGCUGAUUCACUGGGUGACAUGAUAAACAAUGCUCGUCGUGAAGAGAUAGACAGAGUGACAGCCAUACAGCAAACACACGGAAAGAAAUGUUCAGAUGAACAGUAUAGAUUAACACAAAGAAAAUGUUUUCUCCAGAGUCAGAUUGAUCACACGGACGCCAUGUUAAAAGAGGGACUUGACUGUGAUGUGUUGACAGCUGACAGCGAGAUGAAACAACGACUAGCAGAGAUAGAGAAAGAACAACAGUCUGACUCAGGUUUUUAUUCUAAAUCUUUAAAGAUUUCUGACAUUCCGCUAAUAACUCCAGGUGUGCUGGAUGUUGUCAGACAUGCUGUCUGUAAUGUCACGCGGGAAGCGUUCCCAGUUACACGUAAAACUAUGUCACUAAACGUGAUGAAAUCAUUGUGUGUUACUCAAUCAUAUGAGCCCGUGUAUUCAAUUACUUUCACGAACACAUCAAAUGCACUUAUUUCAUAUGAUAAAGAAGGUAGUAGUUUUCUUGGUCUUUUUGAAAAGAGUUCCCCAAAACCAACAUGGGAAAUUAGAAUUGAUCUUAAUGAGUUCAGAAAUGAAGGAGUUCAUGGUGUGAUAGAGAAACAUAACAAAGAGAACCCAGAUAACAAAAUACCUGCAGCUGAUUACACAGACCUGAAGAAACCAUUUCCGUACAAGGACACCAAUGGCAAUGGUGACACGUGCUGGGUUAUCAAGGAGCACAACUGGGUUGGUGUUCAAACUGUCAGCGGAGAUGUCCGAACACUGACCUUCAACCCAUUUGCUGAACCCGGACAAGAGUUCAAACCUGUAGAUGUGUGCUGGGGAAACAAUAAUGAAAUCUAUAUAGCGGACCAUGAUGCAAAUAUGAUUAUUGUGUACAGUCUUCAACAUGGAUUUCAGAAGUCACUCACACCACAUUUCUAUAAUAGAUCUCCUACAGCUGUAGUUAUGAGCACAGGCAGGACACUAUAUUUUGGUGAUUUAAAUGGAAGGGUUCAUCUUUGCCAUAAAAGUCUGAUAGUUAAUUAAUAUAAAGUGUUGUUUGACUUUCCAAAGAAACCCUUAGAGACACGACACCAGGUUAUAACCCACGUAUUCUACAGACGUGGCGAAUGGACAUCUGAUUUUCAACAACCACAACGGAAGUGUGAUAUUGUAACAGUUAAUACAGUUUAAAUUAAACCAUGUGAGAGUCACGUGACUGCUAAACGUCAAUACGUCAGGGUAAUGAACAAAAUAUCUUGACAAUAUUGGCAAUAUUUCCAGACAAAUAUCAGAGGACGAGUUUGUUUGCAGUAGAAAAAAAAGACACAAAGAAACAAAUAUUAAUAUGAUUUCACAGAACAAAUAUAUAGAGGAUAUUUCAUGUUUUGUUUUUCGAAUACGACAUUUUUUGUCAGCUCGUAAUGUGCGAAGCAAUGAAUGAAUAUAUAGUUUUCACACAUCAAGAGGUGACAUAAAAAUCGUAUUCGAAAAACAAAAACCUACCAUGAAAUAAUAUAUAUUUUAUUGUAUACAUCUUUCCUAAAAUAAAAUAAAAAUUCCCUAUAUGUUAAAUAUAUUUCGCUUUUUAUUAAUACAUGUCGCUUAUUCUAUCGAACACUGUAACGCCAUGAUAUAUAUAUUUGUUCCAGUGGAACUUUUGCAGCAAAACUUACAUGACUAUGGACAUUUUAAAAGAAAUAUGAAUAAAAGUUGUCGUUAUUUAAUUAUUAAUUAAUAAUUAUUAUUUAAUAAUAAUACUGUGAAAACAUACAUAACAAAGCGAUUGUCCA